GAAAGCGAUGAGGGUUUACUCUGCUGUUAUGAAAAGCAGCCGCUGCUCUGCUGAAUGAAAGCAUUCUUCAGUGCGGGUGACCAAUAACUUUUCUUCACUCCGUGGUUGAUGUAAGACGCGUCAGCCAGGCGCGCCCUCUGCACAUCACAGCUCCUCUGUACACACAGCCUGGGACGGGUUUUGAUCUGGAUGGACGCACGGAAACAUUACACAUGCCGCAGAGAGGCUUCUGCAGCCGAAUCGGGACGUUAGGGACCAGGCCCGGCAACACGGAGCUAAAAGGCUAAAAGUUAGCAGUCACUUUCAUCCAGCCGGGAGCUGUCGCUGUUUUUCAACCAAAUACUAAUACAAGGGAGAGCUGCACUUUUAGGGUUACUCGGAACACACCCUUAUCUGACUUCAACACAGGAACUGAUUUAUCAGAGACUGGACAGAUAACGGGAUCAUUCCGGGGAACAGCCCGCCAUAAUCACACAGUGAGUGUGAGAUCACUUCACCAGAGGUUACAUCAACAAUGGCCGAAUUGGACGAGGACUAUGGAAACUACACCUACGAAUACUACAUGGAGUACGGUGACUUGGAGGAACUUAAAGUAAACCACAGACAGAAGGAAACUAUGCACAUAAUCUCAGUGGUCAUCUACAUUAUUUCCUUUGUGCUCGGGCUGAUUGGAAAUGGAACUGUUAUUUGGUUGGUAGCGUUUAAAAGCAAAAAGACAGUCAACAGUGUUUGGUUGCUCAAUCUGGCAUUGGCAGACUUUGUAUUUGUGCUUUUCCUCCCUUUCUACAUUGAUUACAUACUGCGAGACUUCCACUGGGACUUUGGUUUGGUCAUGUGUAAGCUUAACUCAUUUGUGUCCGUUAUGAAUAUGUAUGCCAGUGUACUGUUUCUGACAGUGCUCAGUAUAGACAGAUAUGUUUCUCUUGUCCACCUGAACUGGUCUCAGAAGUAUCGCACUAUAAAGAGAGCCUGGGUUGUAUGCGGUUGCAUAUGGCUGCUGGCUGCUGCCACAAGCUCCCCUGCGCUGAUUUUCCGUGACACAGUGCGCCUACAUGACAAGGUUGUGUGUUUCAACAACUUCCACACACAGGACGGACAUACUGCAGUCAUGAGGCACGUUAUGAUAGUGGUCAUUCGAACUGCUGUGGGCUUCAUUUUGCCUUUUACUGCCAUAAGUGUGACGGGCCUUCUUCUGACAAUCAAGGUGAAUCGAUCUGGUGGCUCGGUCCGGGUGUCAAGCUUCUCUAAAACAAUCUCUGCAGUGAUUCUGGCUUUCUUUUUAUGCUGGGCACCUUUUCAUACUUUUAGCUUGAUGGAGUUAUCCGUACAUUCCUCAUUAUACCUUCACAACAUACUGAAAGCUGGCUUUCCUCUCGCCACCAGUUUAGGCUUUUUUAACAGCUGCAUUAACCCCCUCCUGUAUAUGCUCCUAGGCAAAAAGGUGCGUCGUAUCCUGAAGCAUGCAUGCCUGGACAUUACUAAGAGUUCACUGAGAGAGCUCAGCCAGUCCAUCUCUGCCACUGAGACGGAGUCUGUGCCAGGGGUUCAGCAGGACAGUGUCCCAGAGGAGCCUGUGGAGUCAUCCGCUCUAUGAUUACAGCCAUCCUCAAACUGUAGAGGUGGUGUAUGAAAAACAUCAAAGUAAGACCGGCUAUUACUUUGGAAAAUUAU
Messenger RNA from Notothenia coriiceps (black rockcod), 1671 nucleotides. It is a transcript of the gene cmklr2, whose product is annotated as chemerin chemokine-like receptor 2. The record is from RefSeq and is a predicted model, not a curated record. Gene Ontology annotation, molecular function: complement receptor activity; G protein-coupled receptor activity. The transcript has 3 exons. The coding region runs from base 515 to 1594 and encodes 359 amino acids. Gene Ontology annotation, cellular component: plasma membrane. NCBI's taxonomy places the organism in Eukaryota, Metazoa, Chordata, Actinopteri, Perciformes, Nototheniidae. Gene Ontology annotation, biological process: complement receptor mediated signaling pathway; inflammatory response; phospholipase C-activating G protein-coupled receptor signaling pathway.